Brachypodium distachyon (stiff brome) is the source of this 2226-nucleotide messenger RNA. RefSeq names its product wall-associated receptor kinase 2. Gene Ontology annotation, cellular component: plasma membrane. Bases 31 to 2073 code for a protein of 680 amino acids. Gene Ontology annotation, biological process: protein phosphorylation; cell surface receptor signaling pathway. The record is from RefSeq and is a predicted model, not a curated record. The transcript has 3 exons. Gene Ontology annotation, molecular function: calcium ion binding; protein serine/threonine kinase activity; polysaccharide binding. Lineage: Eukaryota; Viridiplantae; Streptophyta; Magnoliopsida; Poales; Poaceae.
CCAGGCAUAUCGGCUGGUUCGAUCGUAAUAAUGUCGACCGCCUUAUUCUUCUCCCUGCCCGCCCUACUACUGCUGAUGGCAGCCACCAUCAUCGAGACAGCCGUGAGUGCUCCUGGCUCUGGCUGUCAGACCAGCUGCGGCGGCGUGGACAUCCCUUACCCCUUCGGCAUCGGCACCGGCUGCUUCCGCGAGGGCUUCGCGAUCGACUGCUCCAACAACAAUGGCCCUGUGCUCGCCGGCACGACCCUUCGGGUGGUGCGCCUGUCCCUGGAUCCCGACGAGUCACAGGUGAUGCUCCCCAUUGGGUGGCAGUGCUACAACGCCACCAAUCCAGGCGACACCUACGACUGGAGCCAUGGAGAGACGAAGAUGAACAAGGACGGCGUGUACCGCAUCUCCAACACGCAGAACAUGCUCGUCGUCAUCGGCUGCAACAGCCUGGGCAUGACGGCGAGUGAGAGGACCGAGGGCGGCACGGAGAACUACGCCUACUUCGCCGGUUGCAUGUCCUACUGCAACAACUCUGCCAGCCCGCAGGACAAGCUCUGCGCCGGCGUCGGGUGCUGCCACGUCGACAUCCCUCCGGGGCUCACCGACAACUACUUCAACUUCCGGGAGUAUGAUCACUCAGCCAUGUUGGACUACAGCCCAUGUGACUAUGCUUUCCUUGUUGGUAAGAACAACUACACCUUCCAGCGCUCCGACCUCCGCAUGAACACAAACCGGACCUCGCCGGUGUGGCUAGACUGGGCCAUCCGCGGCAACGGCUCCGGCGCCGCCAUAUUGUCCUGCGCCAACGCCACCACCACGGCCUGCGUCAGCGCUAACAGCGACUGCGUUGACUCCCAAAAUGGGCCUGGCUACAACUGCAAGUGCUCCAAAGGCUUCCAGGGCAACCCCUACGUUGUCAACGGAUGCAAGAAUAUUGAUGAGUGUGCAGAUAAGGCCAAGUAUCCUUGCUACGGAGUUUGCGAGGACACUGAAGGAUCUUACGAAUGCACAUGUCGUCCAGGCUAUCGGAGCAAUGACGCAAAAAAGGAACGAUGCACUCCUCCGUUCCCACUUGCAGCACAGAUUUCCAUAGGCGUAAUACUUGGCCUUUUUGUCUUGGCAUCUCUGGUAUUUAUUUAUGUUCUUCGCAAAGAGCAAAGGAAGACGCUAGAGUUUUAUAAUAAGAACGGUGGUCCUACCCUAGAGAGGGCCAAAAAUUUAAAGAUUCUUAAAAAGAAGGAACUCGAGCCAUUCUUCAAGGAUAGCAAUUUUAUUGGAGAAGGUGGCUUUGGUAAAGUUUACAAGGGUGUUGUUGGUGAUGAAGUAGUCGCAGUAAAGAAACCGAUUAGUGGCAGUGCGCUAGAGAACAAUCAAUUUGCAAAUGAAGUCAUCAUCCAAUCUCAAGUCAUGCACAGGAACAUUGUUAGGCUUAUAGGUUGUUGCCUAGUAGUGGAUGCCCCGAUGCUAGUUUACGAGUUUGUCUCCAAAGGAAGCCUAGAUGACAUUCUUCAUAAAGUUGGCAACAAGAAACCGCUCAGCUUGGAUGUGCGUCUAAGUAUUGCCGCGGAAUCAGCACGUGGUCUAUCUUAUAUGCAUUCAGAAGCCCACACAACAAUCCUGCAUGGUGAUGUUAAACCGGCAAAUAUACUCUUGGAUGAUGAAUUCAUGCCAAAGAUCUCAGAUUUUGGCAUAUCCAGGUUGAUCGCAAGAGAUAAGCAACAUACCUUUAAUGUCAUCGGUGACCUGACUUAUAUAGAUCCAGUAUACAUACAAGAAGGCCGAUUGACUGAAAAAAGUGAUGUCUACAGUUUUGGGAUCGUGAUCUUGGAGCUCAUAAGCAGGAAGAAGGCCACUCGCGACAACAGCUUAGUGAAGAGUUUCCUAGAGGAUCACAAACAAGGGAAGAAAUCUUCUGAGCUGUUCGAUAAGGAAAUUGCAGUACCAGCAGAUAUGGAGCUUCUUCAUUGUCUUGCAGGGAUCGCUGUCGAAUGUCUUAACCUCGAUGUGGAUAAAAGGCCAUGGAUGAAAGAUGUUGCAAAUCGCCUUCUCACACUCAACCAGAGCCGAUCUUGUAGGUCGUAAGUUAUUUUUAUCGGUGAUGAACCUGAUGAAUGCAUGCAUAUAUACUCCUUCCAUUUCACAAAGAAUGGCGCCCAUGAUUUUUGAGGUCGAACUUUGACCAACGAUUGGACCAAUUAUAUGUAGAUUAUAUGUUACAAAUUUUAUAUCGUUGGA